CUAUCAUUAUAUUAAUUGUUUGCAGGGCUCCUGCAUUGGGGUCAACUCUUCCCGAUUCGAAUGAUUUAUUUCUUCGCUCUACAUAUGAAAAAGUCCGAAAUAUUUGCGGUUGAGACAUCGUAUAACAAUUGAAAUACAAAUAUAAUCGUAAACGACUCGGAGAUUCGUGUGAUCGAUAAAAAUGUUUAUUAGUACAUUUAGCGUACAAGAUAAAAUGUCGAUCGUAUUCAAAACGAAAAUUUAAUACGAAUCCAGUGAACAAGUAUUUCGAGGCCAGUGUUUCAAAUGUAAAUAGAAAAAAAUUAGCCAAACUAAACAAGAAACGAAAAGAAAAAAAAUUAAUUACGUAUGAUCACGAAAUAGAUUUCAAGAAAUUUUUUAUCUCAAGACACGAAACGAAAAAAAGAAAGAAAUAAAAAAAAAAAGAAAAUAUUAAAACUGAAAUGCUACAUGACGGAAAUUCGUCCAUCAUAGUGAACAUUGUAUAUUGAUUCUAUUUUUUUCUUUUUUUGGUCAAUGGACGCCACAAAAAGCAUUAUUUUAUGUAUACAAUAAUAAAAAUCCCAGUUGGUGGAGAUCAAGUAUGACACAGUGUUUUGUUUCGUGAUUAAACGAUCGAUGCUACGAUGUCUUGGUCCUCGUGUUUCACAAUCUGAAAAGGAGUUUGUGGCUUUUCUUUUUUUUUUUUUUUUGUAGAUGUUCAUCAUCUUUUUUGUUAGAGUGAAACGUUAAAAUAACGUUUAACGUUAGAUCUUGCAAUUAUCUCGCAAUAAGUCUGUAAAAAGUAAAAGUUAUUCGUAAUAACACACAUAUUUGCACGUAAACAAGAAAGAAUUACAAGAUGGCAUCAUCCAUGGUUGCUGUUCCCUCUGGAACAGCAUCAGUCCCAGCUGGAACUGGUAUUUCACAAAAUGAAGAUGUGGAGAAUGGGAAUGUGUUUAGUGAACGAAAUAUAAAUACUGUUAAUGGAUGUAAUGAAACCUCCAAUCCUGGUGAUGCUUUGGAAGAAAUAAAUUGUGGUACUGGAGAAACUGGUGAUCAAGAAUGCGCUAUUUGCAUGAGUAAACUUUGUUCCCCACGAGUGCUUUCUUGUCUUCAUGUAUUUUGUGAAGCUUGUUUAGACAAACUUCUGAUGGAUGAGGCAGGUGAUUCAAAGGUUAGCUCAGUUCUAAUCUGUCCUCUCUGUCAACAAGAAACUUCCAUUAGUUCUAAGGGUGCCGCAUCAUUGACAUGUGACUAUGUUCUAACGAAUAUACUCGACAUGUCUGCAAUUGAAAAUAUGGCUGUACUUUGUACCUCGUGUAAAGCCAAAGAGAGUGCAGUUGCACGUUGCUCUGAUUGUGCCAACUUCUUGUGUCCGAAUUGCAACACUGCACAUCAAUUUAUGCGUUGUUUUGAAAGUCACAAGGUAGUGGCAUUUGAAGAUUUAAAACAAUCCAACGAAGCUAUACCAAUACAUAAACCUAUUUUUUGCGAAUAUCAUCCUGCUGAGAAUAUGAAGUUUUAUUGUUAUACUUGCCAGGAACCUAUAUGUAACGAGUGUUUGCUUAUUGAACAUAAAGCUCCAGACCAUCAAUAUGAACGAUUAGUAGAUGCAGAACCACGUCAAAAAGAAGAAUUAAUAAAACUUAUGAAUGAGAGUAAAGCUAGAAUUGCAGAUUGUGACCAAAUGUCUGCGCAAUUAGAAAAUGCACUUAGUGAAUUACAAGCACAACAUGAUCAAGCUAAAGAUUUAAUUGUAGAGACAUUUCAGAGUUAUAAAGCUGUCUUAGAAAAAUGUCGAGACAAUGCUUUAGUUGAACUUGAAAAAUUACAUUCAGAUAGGGAAUUAGAAAUAAUGGAUACAUUUCAUAGUGUUGAAAAAACGGUAGAAAAAAUAGAAGAUGCUUGUCGUUUUACUUCCCGACUUCUUGAGCAUGGUGACGCUGUUGAGAUACUUGCGCUUCGUCGUAUUGUAGGAACACAGUUAUUGAAUUUAAUAAAAAAUACACCAAAGCCAAAUGUUUCUUUUUCGAUUCAAUUUCAAACCGAUUACAAUCAGUUUGAAAAAACAGUGAAGGAAGUCUUUGGUAAAUUUCAUACUGAGAGCACACCAGUGUCAAAAUCUACUUCAGAACCAAUUACAACCAUAUCUGGUGUUUCUGCAAAUCAACAAAUUGUUCAUACUUCAAUGGGCUGUCCACGUUCUAUUAGUACAAGAUCUCCCAUUUCUCUUCCCACAUCAAUGCAAUCCUCCUUUGAAGGUGAACCUUCGUUUGUUAUACCUCCAACAUCCAGUCCUCAAAACAUUCAACCUCCACCUCCUGUAUCCCUUCCUCCAGGUCCUAUCCAUGGACUUACUAGUAUUCAAGAGUAUAAUCUACAGCAGUUAGCUAGUUUGGCAGAAAAAGUUGAAAUGGUUGGAGACACGAAUGUAGUUGGUCCUAGUUCAAAUCCUAGUCCAACACCACCUUUCACUUUAGCAGAUUUAUUUGCUGGUGAUUUGAGUUCUACCAGUCAUGCAAUUAAUAAUUUGCAAGCUCUUGCAAAAUUAGGAAAUACACUUGGUAAUCAAGAUCUUGGCAAUCCUACUAUUAAUGGUGGCAGUGGAUUAGUACUUGGUAGAGGCCCUUCGCCAGCUAUUGUAGAUACACCAAACCUAAGUUUAGCUGCUAAUAGUCUUUUAAAUGGAGGAUUUCAAUCAUUGUCCUCGUCUACUUCCCCAAUACUUUCACAGGGUGCUGACGAUUUAAGAGGAGAUUCUAUGCAUAACAUGCCUGUAGUAGUAGGAAACACAGUUGGUAAUGUAACAGGUUCUGGAUCUGGAAAUUAUGCCCAUCCACGUUCGAAUAACACGAAAUUAACUCCUAUGCACAUUAGAUGUAAAUUUGGACAGUUAGGUCCCAGUAAAGGUCAAUUUAGUUCACCUCAUGGAUUCUGUUUAAGUGCUGACGAAGACAUUAUUGUUGCUGAUACUAAUAAUCACAGAAUUCAAAUAUUUGAAAAAACUGGUAUUUUCAAAUUCCAAUUCGGUGUUCCUGGUAAAGAAGAAGGACAAUUAUGGUAUCCUAGAAAAGUCGCUGUGAUGAGAAAUAGUGGGAAGUUCGUUGUUUGUGAUCGAGGAAACGAACGAUCGAGAAUGCAGAUAUUUACAAAAAGUGGUCACUUUAUUAAAAAAAUAGCAAUUCGUUACAUUGAUAUUGUAGCUGGUUUAGCUGUGACAAGCGAGGGUCAUAUUUUGGCUGUUGAUAGUGUAUCACCAACAGUGUUUGUAAUCAGUGAUACAGGAGAUUUAUUAAGGUGGUUUGAUUGUAGUGAAUAUAUGAGAGAACCAAGUGAUAUUGCAAUUAGUGGUAAAGAAUAUUUUGUUUGUGACUUCAAGGGGCAUUGUGUUGUAGUGUUUAAUGAGGAAGGUAAAUUUUUGCGUCGCAUUGGCUGUGACAAUGUAACAAAUUUCCCAAAUGGGAUCGAUAUUAGCGAUGCAGGAGAUAUAUUAAUAGGAGAUUCGCAUGGAAAUCGUUUUCAUGUAGCUGUUUUUUCAAGAGAUGGUUCUUUAAUUUCUGAAUUCGAAUGUCCAUAUGUCAAGGUCUCUCGAUGUUGUGGCUUGAAAAUAACUUCAGAAGGAUAUAUCGUAACUUUGGCUAAAAAU
Messenger RNA from Apis dorsata (giant honeybee), 3628 nucleotides. RefSeq names its product brain tumor protein-like. The record is from RefSeq and is a predicted model, not a curated record. Gene Ontology annotation, molecular function: protein binding; zinc ion binding; ubiquitin-protein transferase activity. Gene Ontology annotation, cellular component: chromatin; nucleoplasm. NCBI's taxonomy places the organism in Eukaryota, Metazoa, Arthropoda, Insecta, Hymenoptera, Apidae. Gene Ontology annotation, biological process: positive regulation of DNA-templated transcription. The annotation marks the transcript as partial. The transcript has 9 exons.